Symbiodinium sp. CCMP2456 is the source of this 1223-nucleotide messenger RNA. NCBI's taxonomy places the organism in Eukaryota, Dinophyceae, Suessiales, Symbiodiniaceae. The record is from the annotation of a GenBank genome assembly.
GUGAAGAAGGAAACGAGUUGGCGUGGAGCCCUGAAAAGAAAGAGCGAUGUUGCGCUACUGUAGGAAUGGGCUGCCCUCACAGGCCAUCCACCUACGACUGUGCCAUCUCACACGGCGAUCACCCCGAGGAUUGGCCGAAGGAGAAGAGGGAUAAGUGCUGUGAGCACUACGGACUUGGUUGUGAUGCCGAGCCAUAUGAUUGCGUGGUUGGGCUUACGGACUGGCAAGCAGGCUGGACUGCACCUCAGAAAGAGUGGUGCUGUGACCACAAGCAGUUGGGAUGUUCAGACACGCAGUAUGACUGCAAAUCUGACGAGAAAGAUUGGAGCGUGCAUCAUCGCAAGUACUGUUGUACCGCGCAUCAUACGGGCUGCGAAGAUGCCACGAUCCCCAAGCCGAAAUUCAACUGCCGCGAAGGAUGGCCAGACGAUGUGGACUCCUGGGAGAAAGACAAGAAGGAGUUCUGUUGCUCAAACUAUGCUCGAGGAUGCAAGGACGAAUCUCCAUCGCCGGCGAUUCGACAUCCACAUCCGGCCACAUUCGUUAUGCAUUACGACUGCCAUGAUGGCCUCACCAACUGGAAGACUCUUUGGCAUCCCGCAAAGACUGCCUGGUGCUGUGCUCACAGAGAUCUCGGUUGCGACCAUCAUGGCCACUAUGACUGCGAUGCUGGCUCGAAGAAGUCAUGGCCAAGUGAGAAACAGGACUACUGCUGCCUUUACCACAACAAAGGGUGUCAUUUCGAUGCUCAUUCAACGCAGUAUGUGUACAGUGACACAGACGCUCCCGAAGUUCCAGCGCAUGCUCAUUAUGUCACCACAGAUGGGGACAUUGAGUAUCCGCACAGCUACCACUACAGCUACGACGACUCAUACUCUGGCUUAUCUCCUGCCGAGCGGAGGUAUCCAGAAGGUAUGAAGUAUGCUGACCGGAGGUAUCCACAAGGUUUGAAGUAUGUGGCCGAUGAUAUUGCAGGCAACACCGAGUUGCCACAUGCUGUCAAGGAUGUUAGUGAACAGCAUCACUCUGGCCACACAGACCAUCACCAGAACGGCGACCACCACGGCAGCAAGGACCAUCACCACCACGAUGGCAAGACGGGCGUCUCUAGCGUCCUUCACAGAGAAGCUGGACACACCGAGCACGCCAAGCACCUCCCAGAGGGCUCGAAGGUUGUGCAUCACAUACAUACCGUCAUGUUCGGCGGCAGCAAGGGCAAAUGA